CUUAAGCCACACGCUUUCUUCAAAGUCAACCCUUUUGUGGCGGCUUUUCUUCUUCCAUCCUAGCUAGUAUUCCUCAACAACACACAAAAUCCUAAAAAUGGAUGAUAAUGAUGAAUGGGAUUUGCAAGCAGUAGUUAGGAGUUGCAACACCAUCUCGGCCAACAGUACAAACACAACCAUCACAAUUGAUGAAUAUGAUGAUGAGUUUGAUGUCAUGGGAAGUGUACCAUGUAGCAAUGCAACGAACCCGUUUUCGUACUGGACUUGUAGCGAAAACGCGUCCGAGGGGUUAGAGGAGGUGUACAAAGAAGGGUGUUCUCAACAAUGUCUUACUGUCGCCGCUGCCACCACCACCGCGCAACUUUCUGUUGGUGAUGAGCCACUACAUGAGAUGUUGAAUGCUUGUGAUUCAACAUCCACAAGUAGAAAAAGGAAAAACCAGCAGAAAAAGAUGGUGGUUCAAUUGACACAAGAGGAAUUAUGCAGUGAUACAUGGGCAUGGAGGAAAUAUGGUCAAAAACCCAUCAAAGGCUCUCCAUUUCCAAGAAAUUAUUACAAGUGUAGCACAACAAAAGCUUGUGGGGCAAGGAAACAAGUAGAGCAAAGCCAUAUGGAUCCAACCAUUUUCAUUGUGUCAUAUUCGGGAGAACAUAUACACCCUCCACCCACCCACCGGAGUCCUCUUGCCGGCAGUACUAGGAGCACCAAGUUCGCAAUGCCAAACAUACCAACCAUCUCGGAGGAUGCCACCCAAUCCCGAACACUAGGUGGUGAUGGUUGUUGUAGCGAUGACAAUGGUCGUGAAAUUUAGUUGAUAGCAUGUGUUUUCUAGUUAAAAUCCGCAUCUUAGUUUACGGACAUAAGAGGUUAAAAAAAUUAGAAGUUUAGAUCUAUAUGCUUGUAAGUUUAGAUCUAAAAGGUAAAUUGUUUGAAAAAUAAAAUAACACA
Molecule: messenger RNA, 948 nt
Organism: Helianthus annuus (common sunflower)
Lineage: Eukaryota; Viridiplantae; Streptophyta; Magnoliopsida; Asterales; Asteraceae
Product: probable WRKY transcription factor 27
Exons: 3
Coding region: 98-811 (237 amino acids)
Biological process (GO): regulation of DNA-templated transcription
Cellular component (GO): nucleus
Molecular function (GO): transcription cis-regulatory region binding; DNA-binding transcription factor activity
Source: RefSeq, a predicted model, not a curated record